CAUAGUACAAAUGGGUUCUGGAAGUCUGUGGCCCGUCAUAUCCCCAGGGAGCCCAGUGAGAUGAGGAUCCUUAACCCUUACUUCAUCCAGGAGGCUGCCUUCAGGUUCAUUGGCCUGCCACACAACAACGGAAAGAUGGGGAGAGGGGUGAGAGACUGGGAAACUAACUGAUCGAAACAUAAUGCCAUCAACUGCAAGAAUCAGGCUCUGGUUUUAUACAGUUAACAACUAGUCAUUUACAUAAAUAGCCUACAGAAUAUGUGUUAUCAGGAUACUCAAGGAAGUUAAAUGGCAUUCCAAGAAAUUAAAUAUAAAGAAUAAUCCACUCCACAAAUGUCUUGUUAACAAACUAUAGUUUUGGCAAGUCGGUUAGGACAUCUACUUUGUGCAUGACACAAGUACAUUUUCCAACAAUUGUUUACAAACAGAUUAUUUGUAAUUCACUGUAUCACAAUUCCAGUGGGUCAGAAGUUUACAUACACUAAGUUGACUGUGUCUUUAAACAGCUUGGACAAUUCCAGAAAAUGAUGUCAUGGCUUUAGAAGCUUCUGAUAGGCUAAUUGACAUAAUUUGAGUCAAUUGGAGGUGUACCUGUGGAUGUAUUUCAAGGCCUACCUUCAAACUCAGUGCCUCUUUGCUUGACAUCAUGGGAAAAUCAAAAGCAAUCAGCCAAGACCUCAGAAAAAAAUUGUAGACCUCCACAAGUCUGGUUCAUCCUUGGGAGCAAUUUCCAAACGCCUGAAGGUACCAAGUUCAUCUGUACAAACAAUAGUACGCAAGUAUAAACACCAUGGGACCACGCAGCCGUCAUACCACUCAGGAAGGAGACGCGUUCUGUCUCCUACAGAUGAACGUACUUUGGUGUGAAAAGUGCAAAUCAAUCCCAGAACAACAGCAAAGGACCUUGUGAAGAUGCUGGAGGAAACCGGUACAAAAGUAUCUAUAUUCACAGUAAAACGAGUCCUAUAUCGACAUAACCUGAAAGGCCGCUCAGCAAGGAAGAAGCCACUGCUCCAAAACCGCCAUAAAAAAGCCAGACUAUGGUUUGCAACUGCACAUGGGGACAGAUAUUGUACUUUUUGGAGAAAUGUCCUCUGGUCUGAUGAAACAAAAAUAGAACUGUUUGGCCAUAAUGACCGUCGUUAUGUUUGGAGGAAAAAGGCAGAAGAACACCAUCCCAACCGUGAAGCACGGGGGUGGCAGCAUCAUGCUGUGGGGGUGCUUUGCUGCAGGAGAGACUGGUGCACUUCACAAAAUAGAUGGCAUCAUGAGGAAGGAAAAUGAUGUGAAUAUAUUGAAGCAACAUCUCAAGACAUCAGUCAGGAAGUUAAAGCUUAGUCGCAAAUGGGUCUACCAAAUGGACCAUGACCCCAAGCAUACUUCCAAAGUUGUGGUAAAAUGGCUUAAGGACAACAAAGUCAAGGUAUUGGAGUGGCCAUCACAAAGCCCUGACCUCAAUCCUAUAGAACAUUUGUGGGCAGAACUGAAAAAGUGUGUGCGAGCAAGGAGGCCUACAAACCUGACUCAGUUACACCAGCUCUGUCAGGAGGAAUGGGCCAAAAAUCACCCAACUUAUUGUGGAAAGCUUGUGGAAGGCUACCUGAAACGUUUGACCCAAGUUAAACAAUUUAAAGGCAAUGCAACCAAAUACUAAUUGAGUGUAUGUAAACUUCUGACCCACUGGGAAUGUGAUGAAAGAAAUAAAGCUGAAAUAAAUAAUUCUCUCUACUAUUAUUCUGACAUUUCACAUUCUUAAAAUAAAGUGGUGAUCCUAACUGACCUAAGACAGGGAAUUUUUACUAGGAUUAAAUGUCAGGAAUUGUGAAAAACUGAGUUUAAAUGUAUUUGGCUAAGUUGUAUGUAGACUUCCGAAGUCAACUGUAUGCUAUUGGAAGAAUAAUAAUUAGGUUGUGUUUAUAAAGGUAACAUUAGAAAACGAAAAAACAAUUAUUUCAAAAAACAUUAUAGCAUUUUCAUUAGUUUAUGUUACUCCAGGCUUUAAGUAAAAACGAAAAACCACUAUUUCAAGUCCAUCACAGUAGCCAGAACAAUGCUGCCAUGUGAGUGGUCAUGUGCUGAAAGCAUGGACAGCGCAGAUAUUAUUGGAAAAAGUUACAUUUGGAAAUAGCUGCACCUCUUGAAUUUUGAGAGUUAUUUGACAAAGGUAAGUGUUAUAGAAACUGCAGAAUAUGCUCUUUCUGAUACUAUAUAUAAAUCAAAAUGUUUUACCUGCAUGACUCUGAAGGAGGAUUUGAUAAAGUGAUGCUCCUUUCCCUACAUCUGUCAAUUACAAGAUGUACAAUUUGACAACUGAUAAUGCUGUCACUCAUCAGACUAUUGUCAAUUUAAUAUUGUCUAUAGGCUAGCUCUUAUUAUGUUUGAAAUUAGUUUCCAUAUAGUUAAGGUGUAGUUUCGAUGGGCUGGCUGUGCAGACUGACUGGCAUCGUUUGUUUCCCCUUGCUCAUCAACAUGGAUAGAGUCAAGGAUAUAUUUGGCAUUAUUCUAAAGACCUACUGCAACACGUAGCAUGAUUUCGUUUCCCGUACAAUAAAUGUUAUUACUAAUAGCGUUAUAGUAAAUAAAACAGUCCCGUAACAUCUUAAUUUUACAAAGUAAAACGUAAGAGAAUGAUAUCAACCCGCAAGAGGCGCGGUCAAAUUAUUAACAUGAGUGCCAACGAUAAUAAAUAGGCAUAUCACAAACUCAUCAUUACACGUUUGUUGUUCUAAAUUAAAUCAACCUCUUCACCCUCCUUAUCAUUCAGUUAGGCCUAAUUUAAAUUCGAUUGUGAAGUAAUGUGCAGAAUUAUCGCCCAUUCAUCCAUUUGUCAUUCAUUCAGUGAGGAGAGAGAGAGAGACUCAUUAGCGCCUGGCUGGGUACCAACGUCCUACAGCGCAUUGUCUUGGCGGGUUAAGUUGGGAAUAGGUGUGAUGAAAACAGGUAUGAAAAUGUAUGCACUCACUAACUGUAAGUCGCUCUGGAUAAGAGCGUCUGCUAAAUGACUCAAAUGUUUUAAAAAAUGUAAUGUAAAUGUAAAAAGGCUCUAAAUACUUUUCUGUUUCAGCAUGAAAAAUGUAUGCACUCACUAACUGUAAGUCGCUCUGGAUAAGAGCGUCUCCUAAAUGACUAAAAUGUUUAAAAAAAUGUAAUGUAAAUGUAAAAAGGCUCUAAAUACUUUUCUGUUUCAGCAUGAAAAAUGUAUGCACUCACUAACUGUAAGUCGCUCUGGAUAAGAGCGUCUGCUAAAUGACUCAAAUGUAAAUGUAAAAAAAUUCAUAUUUCUGACAAAUUAGUAAUGCAAAAUACAAACAUUUAGGAAAAGAGCAGGACAUAGCUUUUUUUAAAUCAAUUUUUUUUACUUUUUACCCCAUUUUCUCCCCAAUUUCGUGAUAUCCAAUUGGUAGUUACAAUCUUAUCCCAUCGCUGCAACUCCUGUAUGGACUCGGGAGAGGCGAAGGUCGAGAGACAUGCGUCCUCCGAAACACGACCCAGCCAAGCCGCACUGCUUCUCGACACACUGCUUGCUUAACCCGGAAGCCAGCCGCACCAAUGUGUCAGAGGAAACACUGUACAACUGGCGACCUUGUCAGCGUGCAUGUGCCCAGCUUGCCACAGGAAUCGCUAGAGCGCAAUGGGACAAGGACAUCCCGGCCGACCAAACCCUCCCCUAACCCUGGACGACGCUGGGCCAAUUGUGGGCCGCCUCAUGGGUCUCCUGGUCGCGGCUGGCUGCGACACAGCCCGGGAUCAAACCCAGAUCUGUAGUGACGCCUCAAGCACUGCAAUGCAGUUCCUUAGACUGCUGCGCCACUCAGGAGGCCCCGACAUUGCUUUUUUGGGGGGUGAUAUUUUAAAAUGACAAAAUCAAACGUCAGGCUAACGGCCACUAUGGCCUCUCAAAGCACUUCAUGAUGACAGAAGUGAGUGCUACGGGGCGAUAAUCAUUUAGUUCAGUUACCUUCGCUUUCUUGGGUACAGGAACAAUGGUGGACAUCUUGAAGCAAGUGGGGACAACAGACUGGGAUACGGAGAGAUUAAAUAUGUCCAUAAACUCUCUAGCCAGCUGGUCUGCAUAUGCUCUGAGCGUCUGGGCCGGCAGCCUUACGAGGGUUAACGCACUUAAAUGUGUUACUCUCGUCAGCCACGGAGAACGAGCACUCAGUCUCCACUUGCGACUCCACUUUGUCUCUGUACUGACGAUUUGCCGAAGGGAGGGCGGGGGUGGGCCUUGUAGCCGUCCCCGAAGGGGGAGUAGCAAUGGUCAAGAAUUCUUGAUGAGCAAGUGGCGCAGGUGAUGUGUUAAAACUUAGGUAGCAUUUUCCUCAGAUUUGCUUUAUUAAAGUCCCCAGCUACAUUAAAUGCGGCCUCAGGAUAUGCGGUUUCCAGUUUGCACAAAGUCCAGUGUAGUUCCUUGAGGGCAGUCGCGGUGUUGGCUUGAGGGGGAAUAUACACGGCUGUGACGAUGACCCAAGAUAAUUAUCUCGGGAGGUAAUGUGGUGGCCAUUUGAUAGUGAGGUAUUCCAGAUCGGGAGAACAAAAGGACAUGAGUUCCUGAAUGUUACCACAAUCACACGAGUAGUUAAUCAUGAAACAUACACCUCCACCUUUCUUUUUCCCAGAGAGUUCUUUCUUACUGUCCACACGAUGUAAGGAGAACCCAGCUGACUGUAUGGAUGGGGACAGUAUAUCCAUAGAGAGCCAUGAUUCCAUGAAACAGAGUAUGUUAUAGUCCCUGAUGUCUCGCUGGAAGGAGAUCCUCGCCCUGUUCCGGUCUACUUUAUUGUCCAUGGACUGAACAUUAGUGAGUAAUAUACUUGGAAGCAGUGGAUGGUAUACAACUAAAAGCACACUCCGUAUUCCUCUUCUCCUUCGGUGGCGUCUUGGAGCAGCCCCUGGGAUGAGUGGAAAUGCCUUGGGAGGUACGAACAAAGAAUCAGGAAAGUCUAAUUUAUGGUCGAAAUGCUAGUUAGUGACCGGGUGAUAUAAUAUCCAAAAGUUAUUUUCGGCUGUAGGUAAUAAUGCAAGAAAUGUUCUGAGCAAAUAAUGUAAGAAAUAACACACAAAAAAACGAAGUACUGCAAAGUUGGCUAGGAGCUAGGACCUGGGCGACCAUGUCUGUCGGCACCAUCUUGUCGAAUCUUGACUCAGCUGUGACUAAAGUCUUUCAAAUAGUUCCAUGACUUCUGUUUUGGUAACCUUUUUACAUUUUCACAUUUCUUCUUUGUUAGCCCAUGUUCUAUUAACCUCCAGUAGUUCUAAUAGGCUACUUUACUCACUGUCCUGUUUCAGGGAACAUUUGUCUUCUCUUCUGUGUUUUCCAGAAUAUUCCGACACUGGGGACUGUUGCCAUAACAAUGGCCCUCCAUAACUGUGAUGAGGUAGACGUGGCUGGAUUUGGUUAUGACAUGAGUACCCCCCACGCCCCCCUACACUACUAUGAGAAGAUCAAGAUGGCGGCCAUCAAACAGGUACCAGUGACGUGA
Molecule: messenger RNA, 5483 nt
Organism: Coregonus sp. 'balchen'
Lineage: Eukaryota; Metazoa; Chordata; Actinopteri; Salmoniformes; Salmonidae
Source: the annotation of a GenBank genome assembly